Molecule: messenger RNA, 20099 nt
Organism: Pungitius pungitius (ninespine stickleback)
Lineage: Eukaryota; Metazoa; Chordata; Actinopteri; Perciformes; Gasterosteidae
Gene: ahnak
Product: AHNAK nucleoprotein
Exons: 5
Coding region: 324-19127 (6267 amino acids)
Biological process (GO): regulation of RNA splicing
Cellular component (GO): costamere; nucleus; cytoplasm
Molecular function (GO): protein binding
Source: RefSeq, a predicted model, not a curated record
ACCACUUUGCUCAGCCCAGACGAGCAGCAACACAGAAAAAAAGUUCAUAUCAACUUAGAGCCGAGGAGGGCGGGAGAGGGGGGUAAGAAAAAAGGCCCUGGAGGCUAGUUUGUUGGAGAAAGAGUCACAGAAUCCUUAAAGACCACAAAGUUGUGAGGCGAGGAAGAAUUUCCGUUGGGCUGCGGAGACGGCAACAGGACACGUUUUCAAGGAUGCUCCAGCUGGAGUGAGGCUUCUUGAGCGCGAAGCCUGCGCAUAGAAGCCAAGAAUACAAGAACCACAGCAUCCGACUGAGGGCCUUGGCCUUGCUCGAGCAAUCCGAGAUGGCUGAAGAGGAAGAAACCAGAGAGGUGCUUUUUCCAGAUUGGGAGGGCACAGACAAAACUGGCUUGACCAUUGAAAAGACAGGAGGAGAGUUCUAUGUCAAAGAGGUGAAAGGAGAGUCACCUGCAGCAAGGUCUGGAAAAGUAUAUGAAGGUGAUCAAAUUGUGGGGGCCACUGUCUACUUUGAUAACAUGACCUCAGAAGAAACAGCUGAUCUACUGAAGACAUUGAACCGCCACAAGGUUGGACUUAAACUACAAAACAAAGACAAAUCCCCUUUCUGCUCGCCCUUGAGCACACCGUGUCGUUCACCAAUCAGCACCCUGACAUGGGAAGGGAAGACCAGGUUUGGAGGUUCCAGUCCAGACAUCAUCCUUAGUGGGGAGGAUGAGGACUAUAAGAGAAUAUAUUCAAAGAAGAUUAAACCAAGGCUGAAGUCUGAAGACCUUGCAGAGGGAGUAGAUGUUCGCACAGAGCGGCAUAGCAGCACAAGCAGCGAUGGCAGCACAAUUACGACCAUCACCCGCCGCAUCACCACCUACACAGUGGAUAUGCCGGGCGGCAUGAGUGAGCAACUUGAACUUUCAAGCCCAGAGUUGAAGGGGCUAAGGCAUGAAUCUGGUGAUUAUUCUCCGCGAAUACAAAUCGACCACGGCAGCGCUUCAGGUAAAGUGGGAGUAGAAGAGGGAGCUUUUGAAAUAGGGGGAAAACACAAGAGGGUCUUAGAGACCUCAAGAGCGAGUGUGGAGCAAGGCGAUGGAGGCAUUCAGAUGUCUGGAACAAGCACGACACUAAGAGGGAGCACAAACACUGGUAGUGGGUGUGUUACAACGGGAGGGUUUGGAGGUGCAGUAACCUCAACUGUUAAGAACGAAGGUUCAAUUGGUCUUUCUUUACCACAAAAAGAUUCAUUCAAGGAUGAAACAGCAGAACAAAGUAUUGACACCACUUUAGGCGAGAGGACAAAGAUGAAGGUAUCUGAAACUAAAAUCAGUCAUCCGCAGGAAAAGGGAUCAGGCAGCAGAAUGGGGGGAACAGCAAUAACAGUUGGCAGUGUUACCUCAGGAUUUUCCUCAAGCCCAGGCAAGAUUUCAAUGGCAGGUGACAAUGUUAACAUUAAGGGUUCAAAGUUGAAAGGUGAUGUUGUUGUUUGCCUGCCAAGCACACAAGGAGGAAUAAAAGCACCCGUAAUAAACACAGAAAUUACAGGAAUUAGAAAUGAGAAAUGUGAGGAAAUCAAAGAUUUUGAGAUCAAAGGUUCCCGUGUUAACAUUGUAAGACCAGAUGUAAAAUUUCCAGAGGCAGAGCUCAAAACACUUGAAACCCACCCUAGCAUUCAAACCAAAGUCCCGAUGAGUGAUAUCACUGUUUCCCUUCCAAAAUUGAAAAGAAACACAGAAAUACCUACAGUUAAAGGAACGGAGAUUGAGAUUGAAAAGCCUCAAGGUGGAUUUAAGAUGCACGGAAACAAAAUAACCUCUUUUGGGUCUACUGGAUGGAAGAUGGAAGCUCAAGAUAUAGAUAAAAAAACAGAAAUUGAAGUCAAGGGACCAGGGGUUGAUAUUAAAGGACAAAGGGGUGGAUUGGAAAUGCCUAAAAUCAAGAUGCCAUCCUCCAAUAUGAAAGGUAAGGAAGUGGAGGGUCCAGAUGUGAAAGCACCUGUUGUUGACAUUCAAGGGCCAGGAGGUCAGACCACAGGACUCAAUGCAACAAUAAAAGGAGACCAAUUCAACAUGCCAAGCAUUUCCGGACCAACGAUUUCCAUGCAAGAAAUGGAUUUAAAUCUGAAAGGACAAGAAACUAAAAGUGAUCUGGAUAUCUCAAUCCCAAAUGUAAAAGGAGACAUAAAACCAUCUGCAAUUCACAUAAAAGGCCCACAGGUGAAUGUUGAAAGUACUGAAAGUGGAUUUGAAAUGCCUAAAAUCAAUAUGCCAUCAUUUGGUUUCAAAGGAGCAAAAGCAGACCUUCCAGAUGUAGAUGUAAGCCUUCCCAAAGGGAAAAUUGAUGUCAAAGUACCUGAUGUUGAAGUUAAAAGACCGGACUUUGAUGUUGAAGGACCUAAUACCAAUUUGAAAGGAUCCAAAGUCCAACUUCCAUCAAUUUCAGGACCCAAGCUGCCAGAACGGGAUCUGAGUUUGAAAGGUCCCAAAGUAAAGGGAGAUAUGGAUGUGUCAGUUCCAAAGAUCGAGGGUGACAUAAAUAUUCCCACAGUUGACAUCAAAGGACCAAAUGUUGACAUUGAUGGCCACAAAGGAGGAUUCAAAAUGCCUAAAAUAAAAAUGCCAUCUUUUGGAAUAAAAGGUCCAAACAUUGAAAGGCCAGAAGUUGAUGUUAGCCUCCCUAAGGCCGAUAUUGACAUCAAAGCUACCGAAUUGAAUGUGAAAGGACAAGAUGUUGACAUAGAAGGCCAAAGUGGUAAAAUCAAAGGACCCAAAUUCAACAUGCCCAGCAUAUCUGGACCUGAACUUUCCAUGCCAGAGGUGGAUUUCAAUCUGAAAGGUCCCAAAGUAAAAGGUGAUGUGGAUAUGUCACUCCUAAAGACAAAGGGAGGCGUACAAUCAACUGAAAUUGAUAUCAAAGGUCCCCAGCUUAAUAUUGAAGGUCCCAAAGGGGGCAUUGAAAUGCCAAAAAUCAAAAUGCCUUCAUUUGGCUUGAAAGGAGCAAAAGCAGACCUACCAGAUGUGGAUGUACGCAUUCCCAAAAGUAAAAUUGAUGUCAAAGUACCUGAUGUUGAAGUUAAAAGACCGGACGUUGAUGUUGAAGGACCUAAUAUCAAUUUGAAAGGAUCCAAAGUCCAACCUCCAUCAAUUUCAGGACCCAAGCUUCCAGAUUGGGAUCUGAGUCUGAAAGGUCCCAAAGUAAAAGGAGAUUUAGAUGUGUCGGUUCCGAAGAUUGAGGGAGACAUAAAUGUUCCCACAGUUGACAUUGAAGGACCAAAUGUUGACAUCGAUGGCCACAAAGGAGGAUUCAAAAUGCCUAAAAUUAAAAUGCCAUCCUUUGGAAUGAAAGGUCACAACAUUGAAGGGCUAGAAGUUGAUGUAAGCCUCCCUAAGGCUGAUAUUGACAUCAAAGCUCCGGAAUUGGAUGUCAAAGGACCAGAUUUGGACAUUGAGGGCCCAAGUGGUAAAAUCAAAGGACCCAAAUUCAAUAUGCCAAGCAUUUCCGGACCCAAACUUUCCAUGCCUGAUGUGGAUUUCAAUCUGAAAGGUCCCAAAAUGAAGGGUGAUGUUGAUAUGUCAUUGCCAAAGAUAAAAGGAGACAUAAAAUCACCUGAAAUUGACAUCAAAGGUCCACAUGUUGACAUUGAAGGUCCCAAAGGUGGAUUUGAAAUGCCUAAAAUGAAAAUGCCAUCAUUUGGUUUCAAAGGAGCAAAAGCAGACCUACCAGAUGUAAAUGUGAGCCUUCCCAAAGGGAAAAUUGAUGUUAAAGUACCUGAAGUCGACAUUAAAGGGCCAGACUUUGAUGUUGAAGCACCUGAUAUGAAUUUGAAAGGAUCAAAAAUCCAACCUCCAUCAAUCUCUGGACCCAAGCUGCCAGACUGGGAUCUGAGUCUGAAAGGUCCCAAAGUAAAAGGAGAUUUUGAUGUGUCGGUUCCAAAAAUUGAGGGUGACAUUAAUAUUCCCAUAGUUGACAUUGAAGGACCAAAUGUUGACAUCGAUGGCCACAAAGGAGGAUUCAAAAUGCCUAAAAUCAAAAUGCCGUCGUUUGGAAUGAAAGGUAACAACAUUGAAGGGCCAGAAGUUGAUGUAAGCCUCCCUAAAGCUGAUAUUGACAUCAAAGCUCCCGACUUGGAUGUUAAAGUACCAGACGUGGACAUUGAGGGCUCAAGUGGUAAAAUCAAAGGACCCAAAUUCCACAUGCCAAGCAUUUCCGGACCCAAACUUUCCAUGCCUGAUGUGGAUUUCAAUCUGAAAGGUCCCAAAAUGAAGGGUGAUGUGGAUAUGUCAUUGCCAAAGAUAAAAGGAGACAUAAAAUCACCUGAAAUUGACAUCAAAGGUCCACAUGUUGACAUUGAAGGUCCCAAAGGUGGAUUUGAAAUGCCUAAAAUGAAAAUGCCAUCAUUUGGUUUCAAAGGAGCAAAAGCAGACCUACCAGAUGUAGAUGUAAGCCUUCCCAAAGGGAGAAUUGAUGUUAAAGUACCCGAAGUCGACAUUAAAGCGCCAGACUUUGAUGUUGAAGGACCGGAUAUGAAUUUGAAAGGACCAAAAUUCCAUCUUCCAUCAAUCUCGGGACCCAAGCUGCCAGAUUGGGAUCUGAGUCUGAAAGGUCCCAAAGUAAAAGGAGAUUUAGAUGUGUCGGUUCCGAAGAUUGAGGGUGACAUAAAUAUUCCCACAGUUGACAUUGAAGGACCAAAUGUUGACAUCGAUGGCCACAAAGGAGGAUUCAAAAUGCCUAAAAUCAAAAUGCCAUCCUUUGGAAUGAAAGGUCACAACAUUGAAGGGCCAGACAUAGAUGUAAGCCUCCCUAAGGCCAAUAUUGACAUCAACGCUCCUAAAUUGGAUAUCAAAGGACCAGAUUUGGACAUUGAGGGCCCAAGUGGUAAAAUCAAAGGACCCAAAUUCAAUAUGCCAAGCAUUUCAGGACCCAAACUUUCCAUGCCUGAUGUGGAUUUCAAUCUGAAAGGUCCCAAAAUGAAGGGUGAUGUGGAUAUGUCAUUGCCAAAGAUAAAAGGAGACAUAAAAUCACCUGAAAUUGACAUCAAAGGUCCACAUGUUGACAUUGAAGGUCCCAAAGGUGGAUUUGAAAUGCCUAAAAUGAAAAUGCCAUCAUUUGGUUUCAAAGGAGCAAAAGCAGACCUACCAGAUGUAGAUGUAAGCCUUCCCAAAGGGAGAAUUGAUGUUAAAGUACCCGAAGUCGACAUUAAAGCGCCAGACUUUGAUGUUGAAGGACCGGAUAUGAAUUUGAAAGGACCAAAAUUCCAUCUUCCAUCAAUCUCGGGACCCAAGCUGCCAGAUUGGGAUCUGAGUCUGAAAGGUCCCAAAGUAAAAGGAGAUUUAGAUGUGUCGGUUCCGAAGAUUGAGGGUGACAUAAAUAUUCCCACAGUUGACAUUGAAGGACCAAAUGUUGACAUCGAUGGCCACAAAGGAGGAUUCAAAAUGCCUAAAAUCAAAAUGCCAUCCUUUGGAAUGAAAGGUCACAACAUUGAAGGGCCAGACAUUGAUGUAAGCCUCCCUAAGGCCAAUAUUGACAUCAACGCUCCUAAAUUGGAUAUCAAAGGACCAGAUUUGGACAUUGAGGGCCCAAGUGGUAAAAUCAAAGGACCCAAAUUCAAUAUGCCAAGCGUUUCAGGACCCAAACUUUCCAUGCCUGAUGUGGAUUUCAAUCUGAAAGGUCCGAAAAUGAAGGGUGAUGUGGAUAUGUCAUUGCCAAAGAUAAAAGGAGACAUAAAAUCACCUGAAAUUGACAUCAAAGGUCCACAUGUUGACAUUGAAGGUCCCAAAGGUGGAUUUGAAAUGCCUAAAAUGAAAAUGCCAUCAUUUGGUUUCAAAGGAGCAAAAGCAGACCUACCAGAUGUAGAUGUAAGCCUUCCCAAAGGGAAAAUUGAUGUUAAAGUACCUGAAGUCGACAUUAAAGGGCCAGACUUUGAUGUUGAAGGACCUGAUAUGAAUUUGAAAGGACCAAAAUUCCAUCUUCCAUCAAUCUCGGGACCCAAACUGCCAGACUGGGAUCUGAGUCUGAAAGGUCCCAAAGUAAAAGGAGAUUUAGAUGUGUCGGUUCCGAAGAUUGAGGGUGACAUAAAUAUGCCCACAGUUGACAAUGAAGGACUGAAUGUUGACAUCGAUGGCCACAAAGGAGGAUUCAAAAUGCCUAAAAUGAAAAUGCCAUCCUUUGGAAUGAAAGGUCACAACAUUGAAGGGCCAGAAAUUGAUGUAAGUCUCCCUAAAGCUGAUAUUGAUAUCAAAGCUCCCGAUUUGGAUGUUAAAGGACCAGAUUUGGACAUUGAGGGCCCAAGUGGUAAAAUCAAAGGACCCAAAUUCCACAUGCCGAGCAUUUCAGGACCCAAACUUUCCAUGCCUGAUGUGGAUUUCAAUCUGAAAGGUCCCAAAAUGAAAGGAGAUGUGGAUAUGUCAUUGCCAAAGAUAAAAGGGGACAUAAAAUCACCUGAAAUUGACAUCAAAGGUCCACAUGUUGACAUUGAAGGUCCUAAAGGUGGAUUUGAAAUGCCUAAAAUGAAAAUGCCAUCAUUUGGUUUCAAAGGAGCAAAAGCAGACCUACCAGAUGUAGAUGUGAGCCUUCCCAAAGGUAAACUUGAUGUUAAAGUACCGGAUGUUGACAUUAAAGGGCCAGACUUUGAUGUUGAAGGACCUGAAAUGAAUUUGAAAGGACCAAAAUUCACACUUCCAUCAAUCCCAGGACCCAAGCUGCCAGAUUGGGAUCUAAGUCUGAAAGGUCCCAAAGUAAAAGGAGAUUUAGAUUUGUCGAUUCCAAAAAUUGAGGGUGACAUAAAUAUCCCUACAGUCGACAUUGAAGGACCAAAUGUUGACAUCGAUGGCCACAAAGGAGGAUUCAAAAUGCCUAAAUUUAAAAUGCCGUCGUUUGGAAUGAAAGGUCCAAACAUUGAAGGGCCAGACAUUGAUGUAAGCCUUCCUAAAGCUAAUAUUGACAUCAACGCUCCUAAAUUGGAUAUCAAAGGACCAGAUUUGGACAUUGAGGGCCCAAGUGGUAAAAUCAAAGGACCCAAAUUCAAUAUGCCAAGCAUUUCAGGACCCAAACUUUCCAUGCCUGAUGUGGAUUUCAAUCUGAAAGGUCCCAAAAUGAAGGGUGAUGUGGAUAUGUCUUUGCCAAAGAUAAAAGGGGACAUAAAAUCACCUGAAAUUGACAUCAAAGGUCCACAUGUUGACAUUGAAGGUCCUAAAGGUGGAUUUGAAAUGCCUAAAAUGAAAAUGCCAUCAUUUGGUUUCAAAGGAGCAAAAGCAGACCUACCAGAUGUAGAUGUAAGCCUUCCCAAAGGUAAACUUGAUGUUAAAGUACCGGAUGUUGACAUUAAAGGGCCAGACUUUGAUGUUGAAGGACCUGAUAUGAAUUUGAAAGGACCAAAAUUCCAUCUUCCAUCAAUCUCGGGACCCAAACUGCCAGAUUGGGAUCUGAGUCUGAAAGGUCCCAAAGCAAAAGGAGAUUUAGAUGUGUCGGUCCCGAAGAUUGAGGGUGACAUAAAUAUCCCCACAGUCGACAUUGAAGGACCAAAUGUUGACAUUGAUGGCCACAAAGGAGGAUUCAAAAUGCCUAAAUUUAAAAUGCCGUCGUUUGGAAUGAAAGGUCCAAACGUUGAAGGGCCAGAAAUUGAUGUAAGUCUCCCUAAAGCUGAUAUUGACAUCAAAGCUCCCGAUUUGGAUGUUAAAGUACCAGAUUUGGACAUUGAGAGCCCAAGUGGUAAAAUCAAAGGACCCAAAUUCCACAUGCCAAGCAUUUCAGGACCCAAACUUUCCAUGCCUGAUGUGGAUUUUAAUCUGAAAGGUCCCAAAAUGAAAGGUGACGUGGAUAUGUCAUUGCCAAAGAUAAAAGGAGACAUAAAAUCACCUGAAAUUGACAUCAAAGGUCCACAUGUUGACAUUGAAGGUCCCAAAGGUGGAUUUGAAAUGCCUAAAAUGAAAAUGCCAUCAUUUGGUUUCAAAGGAGCAAAAGCAGACCUACCAGAUGUAAAUGUGAGCCUUCCCAAAGGUAAACUCGAUGUUAAAGCACCGGAUGUCGACAUUAAAGGGCCAGACUUUGAUGUUGAAGGACCUGAUAUGAAUUUGAAAGGACCAAAAUUCCAUCUUCCAUCAAUUUCAGGACCCAAGCUGCCAGAUUGGGAUCUGAGUCUGAAAGGUCCCAAAGUAAAAGGAGAUUUAGAUGUGUCGGUUCCGAAGAUUGAGGGUGACAUAAAUAUUCCCACAGUCGACAUUGAAGGACCAAAUGUUGACAUUGAUGGCCACAAAGGAGGAUUCAAAAUGCCUAAAUUUAAAAUGCCGUCGUUUGGAAUGAAAGGUCCAAACGUUGAAGGGCCAGACAUUGAUGUAAGCCUCCCUAAGGCUAAUAUUGACAUCAAAGCUCCAGAUUUGGAUAUCAAAGGACCAGAUUUGGACAUUGAGAGCCCAAGUGGUAAAGUUAAAGGACUCAAAUUUAACAUGCCAAGCAUUUCAGGACCCAAACUUUCCAUGCCUGAUGUGGAUUUCAAUCUGAAAGGUCCGAAAAUGAAGGGCGAUGUAGAUAUGUCAUUGCCAAAGAUAAAAGGAGACAUAAAAUCACCUGAAAUUGACAUCAAAGGUCCACAUGUUGACAUUGAAGGUCCCAAAGGUGGAUUUGAAAUGCCUAAAAUGAAAAUGCCAUCAUUUGGUUUCAAAGGAGCAAAAGCAGACCUACCAGAUGUAGAUCUAAGCGUUCCCAAAGGGAAAAUUGAUGUUAAAGUACCUGAAGUCGACAUUAAAGGGCCAGACUUUGAUGUUGAAGGACUUGAAAUGAAUAUGAAAGGACCAAAAUUCACACUCCCAUCAAUCUCGGGACCCAAGCUGCCAGAUUGGGAUUUGAGUCUGAAAGGUCCCAAAGUAAAAGGAGAUUUAGAUGUGUCAGUUCCGAAGAUUGAGGGUGACAUAAAUAUUCCCACAGUUGACAUUGAAGGACUGAAUGUUGACAUCGAUGGCCACAAAGGAGGAUUCAAAAUGCCUAAAAUUAAAAUGCCAUCCUUUGGAAUGAAAGGUCACAACAUUGAAGGGCCAGAAAUUGAUGUAAGUCUCCCUAAAGCUGAUAUUGACAUCAAAGCUCCCGAUUUGGAUGUUAAAGUACCAGAUUUGGAUAUUGAGAGCCCAAGUGGUAAAAUCAAAGGACCCAAAUUCCACAUGCCAAGCAUUUCAGGACCCAAACUUUCCAUGCCUGAUGUGGAUUUCAAUCUGAAAGGUCCCAAAAUAAAAGGUGACGUGGAUAUGUCAUUGCCAAAGAUAAAAGGAGACAUAAAAACACCUGAAAUUGACAUCAAAGGUCCACAUGCUGACAUUGAAUUUCCCAAAGGUGGAUUUGAAAUGCCUAAAAUGAAAAUGCCAUCAUUUGGUUUCAAAGGAGCAAAAGCAGACCUACCAGAUGUAGAUGUGAGCCUUCCCAAAGGUAAACUCGAUGUUAAAGCACCGGAUGUCGACAUUAAAGGGCCAGACUUUGAUGUUGAAGGACCUGAUAUGAAUUUGAAAGGACCAAAAUUCCAACUUCCAUCAAUCUCGGGACCCAAGCUGCCAGAUUGGGAUCUGAGUCUGAAAGGUCCCAAAGUAAAAGGAGAUUUAGAUGUGUCGGUUCCAAAAAUUGAGGGUGACAUAAAUAUUCCCACAUUCGACAUUGAAGGACCAAAUGUUGACAUUGAUGGCCACAAAGGAGGAUUCAAAAUGCCUAAAUUUAAAAUGCCGUCGUUUGGAAUGAAAGGUCCAAACAUUGAAGGGCCAGACAUUGAUGUAAGCCUCCCUAAGGCUAAUAUUGACAUCAAAGCUCCAGAAUUGGAUAUCAAAGGACCAGAUUUGGACAUUGAGGGCCCAAGUGGUAAAGUUAAAGGACCCAAAUUUAACAUGCCAAGCAUUUCAGGACCCAAACUUUCCAUGCCUGAUGUGGAUUUCAAUCUGAAAGGUCCUAAAAUUAAAGGUGAUGUGGAUAUGUCAUUGCCAAAGAUAAAGGGAGGCAUACAACCACCUGAUUUUGACAUGAAAACUCCUGAAUUGGAUAUCAAAGCACCAGAUUUUGACAUUAACUCUCCAAGUGGUAAAAUCAAAGGACCCAAAUUCAACAUGCCAAGCAUUUCAGGACCCAAACUUUCAAUGCCUGAUGUGGAUUUCAAUCUGAAAGGUCCCAAAAUGAAAGGUGAUGUGGAUAUGCCAUUGCCAAAGAUCAAGGGAGGCGUACAACCACCUGAAAUGAACAUCAAAGGUCCCCAGCUUGACAUUGAAGGUCCCAAAGGGGGCAUUGAAAUGCCUAAAAUAAAAAUGCCAUCAUUUGGCUUCAAAGGUUCCCAAACAGAUGGUGUAGAUGUUGAUAUAAAUCUUCCCAAAGCUGAAAUUGACAUAAAAGCACCGAAUGUUGACAUUAAAGGGCCAGAGUUUGAUAUUAAAGGGCCAAAAAAUGGAUUUGACAUGCCUAAAAUCCAAAUUCCAUCAAUUUCAGGGCCAAAGCUUCCAGAAUUAGAUUUCGGUGUGAAAGGAUCAAAAAUAAAAGGUGAUAUGUCCUCUCCAAAGAUUGAGGGAGACAUCAAAACACCUAAGAUUGACAUUAAAGGUGAGCUUGAGGGUCCAGAUGUUACAUUUGAUGUUCCAGAAAUUGGCCUAAAGAAAUCUAAAUUCAAAAUGCCAAAGUUUGGAUUCAAGAGCCCAAAGUCAAAGGCACCAGAAGCUGAUGUGGAAAUGGGAAAAGGUGAUAUCAGCAUCAAAGGGAAGACUGGUAGUGCUGAACACCUAGAUCUUGACCUUGGAAUGACUACAUCGAAAACCAAAGGAUCAAAAUUCAAGAUGCCAAGAUUUGGUUUCAAAGUGCCAAAAGGUGAAAUGCCUGAAAUUGACAUAAAUCUUCCCAAAGCUGAUAUUGAUGUAAAAACAUUUAAUGUUGACAUUAAAGGACAAGAUGUCAAUGUUGAAACUCCAGAAGGAAAAGUCAAGGGAAAGAAACUGAAAAUGCCAACAAUCUCAGGACCAAAAAUGUCAAUGCCGGAUGUGGAUUUCAAUGUGAAGUCUCCAAAACUCAAAGGUGAUGUGGAUAUAUCACUGAUAAAAGGUGACAUGAAAAUACCUGACGUUGAUAUUACAGGUCCAAAAAUUGACAUUGAUGGUAAAAGAAGUGGAUUUGAAAUUCCAAAAAUCAAAAUGCCAUCGUUUGGAGUAAAAGGUCCAAACAUUGAAGGGCCAGAUGUGGAUGUAAGCCUCCCUAAGGGCAAUAUUGACAUCAACGCUCCUGAAUUGGAUAUCAAAGAACCAGAUUUGGAUAUUGAGAGCCCAAGUGGUAAAAUCAAAGGACCCAAAUUCCACAUGCCAAACAUUUCAGGACCCAAACUUUCCAUGCCUGAUGUGGAUUUCAAUCUGAAAGGUCCCAAAAUAAAGGGUGAUGUGGAUAUGUCAUUGCCAAAGUUAAAAGGAGACAUAAAAUCACCUGAAAUUGAUAUCAAAGGUCCACAUGUUGACAUUGAAGGUCCCAAAGGUGGAUUUGAAAUGCCUAAAAUGAAAAUGCCAUCAUUUGGUUUCAAAGGAGCAAAAGCAGACCUACCAGAUGUAGAUGUAAGCCUUCCCAAAGGGAAAAUUGAUGUUAAAGUACCGGAUGUCGACAUUAAAAGGCCAGACUUUGAUGUUGAAGGACCUGAUAUGAAUUUGAAAGGACCAAAAUUCCAACUUCCAUCAAUCUCCGGACCCAAGUUGCCAGAUUGGGAUUUGAGUCUGAAAGGUCCCAAAGUAAAAGGAGAUUUAGAUGUGUCGGUUCCAAAGAUUGAGGGUGACAUAAAUAUGCCUACAGUCGACAUUGAAGGACCAAAUGUUGACAUCGAUGGCCACAAAGGAGGAUUCAAAAUGCCUAAAUUUAAAAUGCCGUCGUUUGGAAUGAAAGGUCCAAACGUUGAAGGGCCAGACAUUGAUGUAAGCCUCCCUAAGGCCAAUAUUGACAUCAACGCUCCUGAAUUGGAUAUCAAAGGACCAGAUUUGGAUAUUGAGAGCCCAAGUGGUAAAAUAAAAGGACCCAAAUUCCACAUGCCAAACAUUUCAGGACCCAAACUUUCCAUGCCUGAUGUGGAUUUCAAUCUGAAAGGUCCCAAAAUGAAGGGUGAUGUGGAUAUGUCAUUGCCAAAGAUAAAAGGAGACAUAAAAUCACCUGAAAUUGACAUCAAAGGUCCACAUGUUGACAUUGAAGGUCCCAAAGGUGGAUUUGAAAUGCCUAAAAUGAAAAUGCCAUCAUUUGGUUUCAAAGGAGCAAAAGCAGACCUACCAGAUGUAGAUGUAAGCCUUCCCAAAGGGAAAAUUGAUGUUAAAGUACCUGAAGUCGACAUUAAAGGGCCAGACUUUGAUGUUGAAGGAACUGAUAUGAAUUUGAAAGGACCAAAAUUCCAUCUUCCAUCAAUCUCAGGACCCAAGCUGCCAGAUUGGGAUCUGAGUCUGAAAGGUCCCAAAGUAAAAGGAGAUUUAGAUGUGUCGGUUCCAAAGAUUGAGGGUGACAUAAAUAUGCCUACAGUCGACAUUGAAGGACCAAAUGUUGACAUUGAUGGCCACAAAGGAGGAUUCAAAAUGCCUAAAUUUAAAAUGCCGUCGUUUGGAAUGAAAGGUCCAAACGUUGAAGGGCCAGACAUUGAUGUAAGCCUCCCUAAGGCCAAUAUUGACAUCAACGCUCCUGAAUUGGAUAUCAAAGGACCAGAUUUGGAUAUUGAGAGCCCAAGUGGUAAAAUAAAAGGACCCAAAUUCCACAUGCCAAACAUUUCAGGACCCAAACUUUCCAUGCCUGAUGUGGAUUUCAAUCUGAAAGGUCCUAAAAUAAAGGGUGAUGUGGAUAUGUCAUUGCCAAAGUUAAAAGGAGACAUAAAAUCACCUGAAAUUGACAUCAAAGGUCCACAUGUUGACAUUGAAGGUCCCAAAGGUGGAUUUGAAAUGCCUAAAAUGAAAAUGCCAUCAUUUGGUUUCAAAGGAGCAAAGGCAGACCUACCAGAUGUAGAUGUAAGCCUUCCCAAAGGGAAAAUUGAUGUUAAAGUACCAGAUGUCGACAUUAAAGGGCCAGACUUUGAUGUUGAAGGACCUGAUAUGAAUUUGAAAGGACCAAAAUUCCAACUUCCAUCAAUCUCCGGACCCAAGUUGCCAGAUUGGGAUUUGAGUCUGAAAGGUCCCAAAGUAAAAGGAGAUUUAGAUGUGUCGGUUCCAAAGAUUGAGGGUGACAUAAAUAUGCCCACAGUCGACAUUGAAGGACCAAAUGUUGACAUUGAUGGCCACAAAGGAGGAUUCAAAAUGCCUAAAUUUAAAAUGCCGUCGUUUGGAAUGAAAGGUCCAAACGUUGAAGGGCCAGACAUUGAUGUAAGCCUUCCUAAGGCUAAUAUUGACAUCAACGCUCCUAAAUUGGAUAUCAAAGGACCAGAUUUGGACAUUGAGGGCCCAAGUGGUAAAAUCAAAGGACCCAAAUUCAAUAUGCCAAGCAUUUCAGGACCCAAACUUUCCAUGCCUGAUGUGGAUUUCAAUCUGAAAGGUCCCAAAAUGAAGGGUGAUGUGGAUAUGUCAUUGCCAAAGAUAAAAGGAGACAUAAAAUCACCUGAAAUUGACAUCAAAGGUCCACAUGUUGACAUUGAAGGUCCCAAAGGUGGAUUUGAAAUGCCUAAAAUGAAAAUGCCAUCAUUUGGUUUCAAAGGAGCAAAAGCAGACCUACCAGAUGUAAAUGUGAGCCUUCCCAAAGGUAAACUCGAUGUUAAAGCACCGGAUGUCGACAUUAAAGGGCCAGACUUUGAUGUUGAAGGACCUGAUAUGAAUUUGAAAGGACCAAAAUUCCAUCUUCCAUCAAUUUCAGGACCCAAGCUGCCAGAUUGGGAUCUGAGUCUGAAAGGUCCCAAAGUAAAAGGAGAUUUAGAUGUGUCGGUUCCGAAGAUUGAGGGUGACAUAAAUAUUCCCACAGUCGACAUUGAAGGACCAAAUGUUGACAUUGAUGGCCACAAAGGAGGAUUCAAAAUGCCGUCGUUUGGAAUGAAAGGUCCAAACGUCGAAGGGCCAGACAUUGAUGUAAGCCUGCCUAAGGCUAAUAUUGACAUCAACGCUCCAGAUUUGGAUAUCAAAGGACCAGAUUUGGACAUUGAGAGCCCAAGUGGUAAAGUUAAAGGACUCAAAUUUAACAUGCCAAGCAUUUCAGGACCCAAACUUUCCAUGCCUGAUGUGGAUUUCAAUCUGAAAGGUCCGAAAAUGAAGGGCGAUGUAGAUAUGUCAUUGCCAAAGAUAAAAGGAGACAUAAAAUCACCUGAAAUUGACAUCAAAGGUCCACAUGUUGACAUUGAAGGUCCCAAAGGUGGAUUUGAAAUGCCUAAAAUGAAAAUGCCAUCAUUUGGUUUCAAAGGAGCAAAAGCAGACCUACCAGAUGUAAAUGUGAGCCUUCCCAAAGGUAAACUCGAUGUUAAAGCACCGGAUGUCGACAUUAAAGGGCCAGACUUUGAUGUUGAAGGAUCUGAAAUGAAUUUGAAAGGACCAAAAUUCACACUUCCAUCAAUCUCAGGACCCAAGCUGCCAGACUGGGAUCUGAGUCUGAAAGGUCCCAAAGUAAAAGGAGAUUUAGAUGUGUCGGUUCCAAAAAUUGAGGGUGACAUAAAUAUUCCCACAGUCGACAUUGAAGGACCAAAUGUUGACAUUGAUGGCUACAAAGGAGGAUUCAAAAUGCCUAAAUUUAAAAUGCCGUCGUUUGGAAUGAAAGGUCCAAACGUCGAAGGGCCAGACAUUGAUGUAAGCCUUCCUAAGGCUAAUAUUGACAUCAACGCUCCUAAAUUGGAUAUCAAAGGACCAGAUUUGGACAUUGAGGGCCCAAGUGGUAAAAUCAAAGGCCCCAAAUUCAAUAUGCCAAGCAUUUCAGGACCCAAACUUUCCAUGCCUGAUGUGGAUUUCAAUUUGAAAGGUCCCAAAAUGAAAGGAGAUGUGGAUAUGUCAUUGCCAAAGAUAAAAGGGGACAUAAAAUCACCUGAAAUUGACAUCAAAGGUCCACAUGUUGACAUUGAAGGUCCUAAAGGUGGAUUUGAAAUGCCUAAAAUGAAAAUGCCAUCAUUCGGUUUCAAAGGAGCAAAAGCAGACCUACCAGAUGUAGAUGUGAGCCUUCCCAGAGGGAAACUUGAUGUUAAAGUACCUGAAGUCGACAUUAAAGGGCCAGACUUCGAUGUUGAAGGACCUGAUAUGAAUUUGAAAGGACCAAAAUUCCAUCUUCCAUCAAUCUCGGGACCCAAGCUGCCAGAUUGGGAUCUGAGUCUGAAAGGUCCCAAAGUAAAAGGAGAUUUAGAUGUGUCGGUUCCGAAGAUUGAGGGUGACAUAAAUAUUCCCACAGUCGACAUUGAAGGACCAAAUGUUGACAUUGAUGGCCACAAAGGAGGAUUCAAAAUGCCUAAAUUUAAAAUGCCGUCGUUUGGAAUGAAAGGUCCAAACGUCGAAGGGCCAGACAUUGAUGUAAGCCUGCCUAAGGCUAAUAUUGACAUCAACGCUCCAGAUUUGGAUAUCAAAGGACCAGAUUUGGACAUUGAGAGCCCAAGUGGUAAAGUUAAAGGACUCAAAUUUAACAUGCCAAGCAUUUCAGGACCCAAACUUUCCAUGCCUGAUGUGGAUUUCAAUCUGAAAGGUCCGAAAAUGAAGGGCGAUGUAGAUAUGUCAUUGCCAAAGAUAAAAGGAGACAUAAAAUCACCUGAAAUUGACAUCAAAGGUCCACAUGUUGACAUUGAAGGUCCCAAAGGUGGAUUUGAAAUGCCUAAAAUGAAAAUGCCAUCAUUUGGUUUCAAAGGAGCAAAAGCAGACCUACCAGAUGUAAAUGUGAGCCUUCCCAAAGGUAAACUCGAUGUUAAAGCACCGGAUGUCGACAUUAAAGGGCCAGACUUUGAUGUUGAAGGAUCUGAAAUGAAUUUGAAAGGACCAAAAUUCACACUUCCAUCAAUCUCAGGACCCAAGCUGCCAGACUGGGAUCUGAGUCUGAAAGGUCCCAAAGUAAAAGGAGAUUUAGAUGUGUCGGUUCCAAAAAUUGAGGGUGACAUAAAUAUUCCCACAGUCGACAUUGAAGGACCAAAUGUUGACAUUGAUGGCCACAAAGGAGGAUUCAAAAUGCCUAAAUUUAAAAUGCCGUCGUUUGGAAUGAAAGGUCCAAACGUCGAAGGGCCAGACAUUGAUGUAAGCCUUCCUAAGGCUAAUAUUGACAUCAACGCUCCUAAAUUGGAUAUCAAAGGACCAGAUUUGGACAUUGAGGGCCCAAGUGGUAAAAUCAAAGGCCCCAAAUUCAAUAUGCCAAGCAUUUCAGGACCCAAACUUUCCAUGCCUGAUGUGGAUUUCAAUUUGAAAGGUCCCAAAAUGAAAGGAGAUGUGGAUAUGUCAUUGCCAAAGAUAAAAGGGGACAUAAAAUCACCUGAAAUUGACAUCAAAGGUCCACAUGUUGACAUUGAAGGUCCUAAAGGUGGAUUUGAAAUGCCUAAAAUGAAAAUGCCAUCAUUCGGUUUCAAAGGAGCAAAAGCAGACCUACCAGAUGUAGAUGUGAGCCUUCCCAGAGGGAAACUUGAUGUUAAAGUACCUGAAGUCGACAUUAAAGGGCCAGACUUCGAUGUUGAAGGACCUGAUAUGAAUUUGAAAGGACCAAAAUUCCAUCUUCCAUCAAUCUCGGGACCCAAGCUGCCAGAUUGGGAUCUGAGUCUGAAAGGUCCCAAAGUAAAAGGAGAUUUAGAUGUGUCGGUCCCGAAGAUUGAGGGUGACAUAAAUAUCCCCACAGUCGACAUUGAAGGACCAAAUGUUGACAUUGAUGGCCACAAAGGAGGAUUAAAAAUGCCUAAAUUUAAAAUGCCGUCGUUUGGAAUGAAAGGUCCAAACGUUGAAGGGUCAGACAUUGAUAUAAGCCUUCCUAAGGCUAAUAUUGACAUCAACGCUCCUGAAUUGGAUAUCAAAGGACCAGAUUUGGACAUUGAGGGCCCAAGUGGAAAAAUUAAAGGACCCAAAUUCCACAUGCCAAGCAUUUCAGGACCCAAACUUUCCAUGCCUGAUGUGGAUUUCAAUCUGAAAGGUCCCAAAAUGAAGGGUGAUGUGGAUAUGUCAUUGCCAAAGAUAAAGGGAGACAUAAAAUCACCUGAAAUUGAGAUCAAAGGUCCACAUGUUGACAUUGAAGGUCCCAAAGGUGGAUUUGAAAUGCCUAAAAUGAAAAUGCCAUCAUUUGGUUUCAAAGGCGCAAAAGCAGAUCUACCAGAUGUAGAUGUAAGCCUUCCCAAAGGUAAACUUGAUGCACCUGAUCUUGACAUUAAAGGGCCGGAAUUUAAUGUUGAAGGGCCUGAUGUGAAAUUGAAAGGACCAAAAAUUCAAGCACCAUCAAUUUCAGGACCCAAGCUGCCAGAGUGGGAUAUAGGUCUUAAAGGGCCUACAAUAAAGGGAGAUUUAGAUGUAUCAGCUCCUAAGAUUAAAGGUGACAUGAAAGCUCCGAAGGUAAAUAGUGAAGGACUAGACAUUGACAUUGAUGGUGAAAGCAAAGGACCGAAUUUCCACAUGCCAAGCCUUUCAGGCCCAAAAGUUUCCAUGCCUGAUGUGGAUUUCAAUCUGAAGAGCCCCAAAAUAAAAGGUGAUGUGGAUAUGUCAAUGCCCUCAUUCAACAUCAAAGGUCCAAAAGUGGUUGGUCCCGAUGUUGGUUUAAAACUUCCCAAAGGAAACAUUGAUGCAUCAUUGCCCAAUUUGGAAGCAGAUAUCAGAAGUCCAAAUGCUAACAUUGCUGUUCCCACCAUCACUAUGGAAGGUCUGUCGACCGGUGUUACAUUUCCUAAGUUCAAAGGUCCUAAGUUUGGAAUUAAAUCCCCGGAACUCAGUUUGGAUACCCACGGUUCCAAAAAGGAAAUUAGUGUCCCAGCCACUGAAGCAAGUCUUGAUGCCCCUGAUAUUAAUGUCAACGUAAAGGGGAAAAAAGGGAAAUUCAAACUCCCUAAAGUUAAAGCAAAGGCAAAGAAACCGGAUGUAGACAUAGAACCACCAGCAGCAGCCCUGAAUUUAGACACACCCAACAUUAAUGUCAAAGGAACAAAAGCAAAGAAGCCUCUUUUUGGUAAAAUUCAUUUUCCUGAUCUGGAAUUAGAUAUCAAAUCACCAAAAUUGAAAGGUGAUGGAUCUUCAUCAGGAGGAUUUAAAUCCUCUGACAAAGAUCUUCCAUCUGCUAGCUUGAACACUGCUUUUGGAAGUUCAAAUACAAAUGUUAAUUUGGGAGAGACAGAUGUCAAAUUAAAUCCUAAACCAAAAACGGCAAUUGUUAACUUGUCCACUUCGGAUAUUGAUGCUAAUCUUCACAGACCAGGAGGGGCCACGAUGUCGGCAGGUUUUACAGGCCAAGAUAUAAAUGUGAAAGGUGGUGCAGAGAUUGAUGCAAGUAUUCCAGGUGGCAGUGCAAGCGGUAGCCUUCAUUAUCCGGAAGGUACUGUAACAUUUCCAAAAAAAAAAGUACCAAAAUUUGGCAUUGCUCUGCCUCAGUUGGAAAGCCAGGCAGGUGGAGGAAAUGUUCAGUCAGCUAGUGGAGGAAUGAACGUAAAGUCUCCAACUGUGAGUUGCCAAGUCAGUUCACAAAAUGUAGAGGUUCCGAGUCCAGAACUGACGCACAAAGAAGCAAAGGUAAAGGUAAAGUUGCCAAAAAUGUUUGGCAAAUCAAAAGCAAAGGGCAGUAGUGCAAGUGACCUUCGGGGAUCGGAGGUAGAAUUGAGUACAAGUGAAAAAGGCAGUAAGAAACUUACUGGGGAACUGAAAGGUGGAAAAUUAGAAGGAGAGGGUGAUUAUGGGCUUAGUGCGUCAACUAAAGGAAAGUCAGCCUCAAUGGAUCUAUUCAAAAAAUCAAGGCAUCGGUCUUCUUCUAUGAGUGAUGAGGGGGGGCUUGCAAUAAGUCCUCCUUCCGGUCACCUAGAAGCUGAGGGGGGCGAUAUUUCAUUAGACCUGGGAGGAAGCAAGAUCAAAGGAAAGAAAGGCAAGUUGAAGUUUGGAACCUUUGCAGGUUUUGGUUCAAAGUCAAAGGGUUCAUAUGAAGUGUCGCUUGGUGAAGAAGGGGAAGCAAGUGCAGGUGUUCAUUUACCUUCUAAAAAAUCAAGGUUGUCUUCAUCUUCCAGCAGUGACAGUGGUUCAAGAGGUGGUUUCAGGUUCCCAAGACUUGAACUAUCUGUUUCACCAAAAAAAUGAUUUAUUGUAAAAAAAAGAGUAAAUUAUACUCUUCAAUGUACGCCCAAAUAUACUCUAAAAUGGCAAAUUCGUCAAUGUAAAAACCUUAAAAACCUAAGGAUAAUACACAGUCAUCUCAAUAUUCUCAAUGACAUUUUUUUCAGUAAUUAGAUGCAUGAGAUUGUUGAAAAUGCCCUAUAACUGUAAAUAAGAUAAAUUUGUAUUUUAGUAAUAAAAUAUUCUUUUUUGUAUAUAGUUCAGAUUUAUCAAACACAUGCCACCUCACCAAAUCUUUACAAAUAGUUUGUUACAGGGUUGUCAUUUUGUCUUGUUUUAUUCUCUUAAAGGAACGUUCUUAAUUAAUAGGUGUGUUAUAUUAGUAUCCAGGGCUUGAUUGCACAGAAGAGAUAGUUAGAAUGGUUAUUUUGAAGUAAGAUGUUGUUAGGUCACCCAGACACAAAUAUAAACAGUUUCCAGUUGUUUUGUAUGAAAGGAGCUUUGUAAUGAUAUAAUCCAUUUGGAAGCAUAUUUUGGCAACACAGAGCUGGCCUGUUAUAACCCAUUCUAAAUAGUAGUGGUGUUGUAUAUACCGUAUUUGCAUAGACAAUCAAUGUUUGCAAACGACCAAUGCUCUGAAGUGCUGUUCAUUUCAUAAGAAAUUGUAUUCUUCCUCUGAUUGUAUAAUAUUUCUAAAAAAUAUGCAUCGUACCAUUUGUUUUAAUAUGUUUUGCUUCCCAAUCAUUCAAUCUUUUGUCAUUUUCAUCUUCACCUGUUUUAUUGACAUUUUAUUUCUGUCACUUUCAGUCAUUUGUACACUCACCUUAUGAUAAUAUUAAAAAAAUGUCACUUUUCCAUGCAAAAAAUAAUCUAUGUUAACAGGGAGUUGCAUUGUUUUGAUAAGAUAUGUUUGAGACAGAGCAUGCUUCUUUGAGUAUAUUGUUUUGUGUGCAUUUUGCCAAAUAAAGUAAAUAAAAAGAUUUAUAGAACUUACAA